GAAUCAUGCUCUGUAUGACGACGACAAAAUCCGCUCAACUUCACUCCCGUCUCAAAGUCUCUCACAACUGCCAAGACUUCAAAUAUUAAGCUCUCUUCUAGUCUCCUUCCUAUCCUGCAUAACACAGUCUAGCUUUAACUUACCAACAAUUUGGCUUCCAUCCCACUUUACCCCUCUCCACCAAGUCAAGCAUACCCAACCCAGUCACGAUACCACGGCAGUUGAUACGACAUACGCAAGCUUCUCCCUGUCAUUUCCUGCGAUUUCAUCUCGCGAUCCUUUGAAACUCAAUCUUGCACUUAUAGACAUGGCACCCUUGUACCAAAAGACCCUCGUACUCGGUGCUUCUUCCGGUAUUGGAGAGGCCCUUGCCGCCAAGCUCAUAGCCACAGGGACAAAGGUUAUUGUCGUCGGUAGACGGCGCGAUAAGCUUGAAAAGUUUGUGAGGAAGCAUGGGGAGGAUAAUGCAAGGGCCGUGGUGUUCGACGUCACGGACCUGAAUGAAAUCAAAGACUUUGCUGAAACUAUCACCCAGUCCGACCCGGAUCUUGACUCUAUCGUGUUUAGUUCAGGCAUCCAGCGAGGAUUUGACUUUUCCAACCCUGAAAGUCUGGAUCUAUCUGUUCUUGGCAACGAAUUUACCACCAAUUACACAUCUGCCGUCCAUCUCACCGCAGCAUUCCUCCCUCAUCUCAAGAAACAACCCCAAGGCCAUCUAAUCUACAUCAGCGCCACGCUUGGCCUAAUCCCCUCCAUGAUCCGAACACCCAACUACAAUGCAUCCAAGUCUGCCCUCCACACCUUCAUCCUAAACGUUCGAGAACAACUUAAAGCCGGUGGAGCUUCUCAUAUCCGUAUGGUUGAAGUUUUCCCACCGGCUGUUCAGACGGAGUUGCAUGAUGAGAAACAUCAGCCUGAUUUGGUGAAUGGUGGGGAAAUUGGAAUGCCGCUUGAUGAGUUUACGGAGAAGAUGUUUGAUGGGCUUGUUAAGGGUGAUGAGCAGUUUGCUGUUGGGCCGGGGGAGAGUUUAUUCAAGGAGGAUGGGUUUGAGACGCAGAGGAUGAAGCUUUAUGAGGCGGGACGAGAGUUUAUUAACAAGUCUUUGGCCAAGUACUUGAAGAAAUAGGUGCAAGAUAGUAUACCAGACCGUAAGAAAUCAAAUUUGAACUAUGUAGCUUCUGAUGCGCUGUGGUAUAGGAGAG
Messenger RNA from Fusarium redolens, 1202 nucleotides. RefSeq lists its product as uncharacterized. The transcript has a single exon. NCBI's taxonomy places the organism in Eukaryota, Fungi, Ascomycota, Sordariomycetes, Hypocreales, Nectriaceae. The coding region runs from base 308 to 1126 and encodes 272 amino acids. The record is from RefSeq and is a predicted model, not a curated record.